AUGUCGGAGCGAAAAGUUUUAAAUAAAUACUACCCGCCAGACUUUGACCCCUCGAAGAUCCCCAAGCUCAAGCUCCCCAAAGACCGGCAGUACGUGGUGCGGCUGAUGGCACCCUUCAACAUGCGAUGUAAGACGUGCGGAGAAUACAUCUACAAGGGCAAGAAGUUCAACGCUCGCAAAGAAACCGUGCAGAAUGAGGUGUACCUGGGCCUGCCCAUCUUCCGCUUCUACAUCAAGUGCACGCGCUGCCUGGCGGAGAUCACCUUCAAGACCGACCCUGAGAACACAGACUACACCAUGGAGCACGGAGCCACACGCAACUUCCAGGCGGAGAAGCUCCUGGAGGAAGAGGAGAAGCGGGUGCAGAAGGAGCGGGAGGAUGAAGAGCUCAACAACCCCAUGAAGGUGCUGGAGAACCGCACCAAGGACUCGAAGCUGGAGAUGGAGGUGCUGGAGAACCUGCAGGAGCUCAAGGACCUGAACCAGCGGCAGGCGCACGUGGACUUCGAGGCCAUGCUGCGUCAGCACCGCCUGUCGGAGGAGGAGCGGCGGCAGCGGGAGCAGGAGGAGGACGAGCGGGAAGCGGCGGCCCUGGUGGACGAAGCCAGGAAACAGCGGCUGCUAGAGGACUCCGACUCAGAGGACGAGGCUGCUCCUGCCCCGCGUCGGCCGGCCCCCCGGCCCAACCCCACUGCCAUCCUGGAGGAGGCCCCAAAGGCCAAGAGGAGAGUGGAGAGCUGGGAGCGGAGCGUGGGCACCAUGAGCAGCAGGUCUCAACUAGCGGGCCUGGUGGUGAGGAAGACUGGAGUGGACAGUGCUGCCCAGCAGGACCAGAAGGCGCCAGCUCCCGGUGCCCCAGCCAACGGGAAGGCGGCUGACCCUGCUCCCCAGCCCGCCGGCGUCUCCUCCCUGAGCCAGCUGGGCGCCUACUCGGACAGCGAGGACAGCAGCUCGAGCAGCUGA
Elephantulus edwardii (Cape elephant shrew) is the source of this 963-nucleotide messenger RNA. RefSeq names its product coiled-coil domain containing 94 (gene YJU2). The record is from RefSeq and is a predicted model, not a curated record. Gene Ontology annotation, cellular component: U2-type catalytic step 1 spliceosome. Gene Ontology annotation, biological process: mRNA splicing, via spliceosome. NCBI's taxonomy places the organism in Eukaryota, Metazoa, Chordata, Mammalia, Macroscelidea, Macroscelididae. Bases 1 to 963 code for a protein of 320 amino acids. The transcript has 8 exons.